This is a messenger RNA of Trichoderma asperellum CBS 433.97, 960 nucleotides long. RefSeq lists its product as uncharacterized. The record is from RefSeq and is a predicted model, not a curated record. Lineage: Eukaryota; Fungi; Ascomycota; Sordariomycetes; Hypocreales; Hypocreaceae.
AUGUCUCCCGCCCCCGAGACCGAUAUUAGCUUCUUUGUGUUGCCCAAAGACAGGUGGCCCAAGGAGCACAAAAGUGUUCAAUACCGAGAUCACUCGUGGAGCCUUGUGUAUAACAAGCACAAAACAUUUAUAUGCGAAUUCCCAGAGGGUCUUGCUGAAGGAAGCUUAGGUCUCUGCAAGGAGCUGCUUGAGAGGGAACAGCUGCCCCCGAGAGUCUCUCUCUUUGAUGACGAAGUUAUUCACGACACUAGUAUAAGGGUUCAGCGCAGAAACGAGACGAUGAUAUUUCGCGACAUUACUCCCUUGAUUGCGCCAUCGGCCGAACUCAUGGCCUUGCGCGGUGAUGAGCAGCUGGACAUUUUGUGCGAGUCUACAAACGAAAUAUGGACAUAUUCUCAGCAAUUGCUUCAGUAUCAGCCACAGCCCUCUUAUUCUGUUGGUUUCAAAGCUCUGGCGUUUACCGAGCUGCAGUUCACCAAGGUCACGGAGUUCUUUGAAGACAGAUGCACUUCCGAAACGUCACCUAUUAUGGGUACAUCUCAUAUGUUCUUUCCGUGCUUUUCGUGCGAAAUUGGGUGCUUCGAGGUCACCCGACGACAGAACGUGCACAACAUGACAAUCGGUAUGCGUGCUGUUGUUGACCUGUUCCGCGGAGUCAAGCGCGAAGCCGAGGUACACCGCCAAAUUCUGGCCUUUUCCAUUUCACACGACCACCGCCAGGCGGAAAUUGUUGCCCAUUAUCCGGUCAUACUAGGAGAGACUACAGAAUACUAUCAACAGCUUAUCGCCUCCUUUAUAUUUACCGAUUCUAGGUAUGAUAAAUGGACGGCGUACCGCUUCACCAAAAACAUGUAUGAAGUGUGGAUGCCGGCGCAGUUUCAAUGGAUCUGCUCUGCCAUCAAUCAACUACCAGAAGGGUGGUCCUGCGGAAAGGACAUUGGCCAGCGCGAAUUCGUUUGA